This is a messenger RNA of Laetiporus sulphureus 93-53, 838 nucleotides long. RefSeq lists its product as uncharacterized. The transcript is spliced from 2 exons. The coding region runs from base 124 to 444 and encodes 106 amino acids. The record is from RefSeq and is a predicted model, not a curated record. Lineage: Eukaryota; Fungi; Basidiomycota; Agaricomycetes; Polyporales; Laetiporaceae.
GGGGGGGGUAUGUGUAGCAGUGAAUGUGGACAAGUGGAGGAGCUGGAGACACGGAACAGAGAGCGAAUGCAGCGGAGCCAGCGAUCAAACACGGGACACAACAAUUCAAUCGCGUGAACAUCGAUGCGAGCGCCAUUCGCUCACCUAUCGUUGCUCCGAGUGUUUUUCCAUGGUCAUUUUACUGAUCCGCCGGCUACCGAGGGAGUGCGCAUUAUGCAGCGGAUUAUGGAUGGCUCUUACACAUCCCUACAGCUCAUCAAUCGUAGCCUCCAACGGGACGUCCACCUACAGCCGUCCGAUCUGCUUUACUUCCCCGGCCGCAAGUGUGUCCUGGUUUCGACGCAAAAUAGCCCCAAUUGUUCGUCGAUCUCUACCCAUACUACCCAUACUUCCCACACUCGCCUCUGUGUUCCAUUCUCAGUCCCGGCGUACAGUCGCUUGUGACCGCAUUUUGGAUGUUUGAGACUAGCUGCAGGAGCGUGUUAGCCGAGGACAAGCAGCUGUUCUGCCUCCCGAUGCACGGUCUCCGACAUUCUCUUCCGGAAGUUCUCUCCCGUCAUCUCUCCUCUCCGUGAGCUCCCUGAGCACCUCAAUGACCUCGAUUCUGGCGUUGUUUCCUCCAUCGACAAAGUACCACAAAUGAUUCUCGCCGCUGCCCGCCGCUCAUCGCUUUCCCGCACAUCAAGCAUGAUUUGGAGUAGGUUGUGUGGUCCUCCGUCUUUUGCCUGCAGGUUCAGCUACAGAAUUGCUUGAAUAGACGCAUUUAUUUGAUAUCUCAUCGAGAAACUUCAUAAAAUCAACAUGACGCCAUGGCAGCUACAGACCAUGGGCUCGUGUG